Hevea brasiliensis (rubber tree) is the source of this 1517-nucleotide messenger RNA. RefSeq names its product mitochondrial import inner membrane translocase subunit TIM50. NCBI's taxonomy places the organism in Eukaryota, Viridiplantae, Streptophyta, Magnoliopsida, Malpighiales, Euphorbiaceae. The record is from RefSeq and is a predicted model, not a curated record. The coding region runs from base 89 to 1192 and encodes 367 amino acids. Gene Ontology annotation, molecular function: phosphoprotein phosphatase activity. The transcript is spliced from 10 exons.
CUCUCUCUCUCUCUCUCUCUCUCUCUCCAUCUAUCUCGUAAAACCCUAUUUAACCCCCUGAAUCCCAAUACCCCGAAAAGCCCUAACAAUGGCUUCACUUUUACUUCGAUCUCGCGUUUUAUCAUUGCUAUCGAGAAUUAAGAAACCUAAUUGUCGAUUUUUUAGUUCUAAGGCCGACAAAGAAUCGAUCAUCUCUUCUCAGUCUAUCAUCGCUGAACAAGCAGCUGAGGUGACAGCUGCUGCUGCGGAGCCGCCGGCUGAGGCUGUUGCUGCGGGUUCGCAGAGGAAAGGCUGGAGCUUUUUUAAGUUUGGGCUCAUUGCCACUCUUACUGGAGCUACUGGUUUUGCUGGCUACGCAACUUACGCAUAUACAUUGGAUGAAAUAGAGGAUAAGACAAAGGCAUUGCGACAAUCAGUCAACUACAAGGUGGGUGAAGAUGCAUCCUCCAUGGAGAAAUACCAGGGUUUGCUCUAUUCUGCUGCAAUGACAGUUCCUGCUAAAGCAGUUGAACUUUACUUGGAUACAAGGAGGGCCAUUGAAGAACAAGUUAAAGGUUUUACUGAACCAACCUCAGAUAAACUUCUACCUGAUUUGCAUCCCUCUGAGCAACAUGUUUUUACUUUGGUUUUGGAUCUUAAUGAGACAAUCAUUUAUAGUGAUUGGAAGCGUGAUAGAGGUUGGCGAACUUUCAAAAGACCUGGGGUUGAUGACUUCUUGCAACACCUUGCAAGGUUAUAUGAAAUCGUUGUGUAUUCUGAUCAGCUGAGUAUGUAUGUAGAUCCUGUUGUUGAAAGGUUGGACACCAGCCACUGCAUACGAUAUAGGCUAUCAAGGGGUGCUACGAAGUAUCAGGAUGGAAAGCAUUAUAGAGAUCUCUCGAAACUUAAUAGAGAUCCAGGUAAGAUUAUAUAUGUGAGCGCUCAUGCUUUUGAAAAUAGCCUUCAGCCAGAAAAUUGUGUCCCUAUCAAGCCUUUUCAGAUUGAUGAGAAAGGCGAGGGAUCUGUGGAUACAACACUUUUGGAUCUCAUUCCAUUUCUUGAAUAUGUUGCUCGUGCAAGUCCAGCAGAUAUCAGAAAAGUGCUAGCAUCUUAUGAAAGAGAGGAUAUUGCAAAAGAGUUUAAGGAACGGUCUAAGCAAACACAGAGGCGAAUGCAAGAACAGAGGCAGCAAGGUUUUUUCCGGCGACUGUAAGGAUCAGGCUAAUGUAGAAUAUGGUCAACGAAUCUUUAGGAGAUGAAUGUGAAGAUAUUGCUGUUGAAGCAAUGAAGUUCAUUUUGUUCUUGCCAAGAAGCAAUUUCUGGUUAAAGAUUGAUUAUAAAUUGAUGAAAUCCCUUUCUCUUCAUCAUUUAAAUGCCUGACAUGAGAUUUGUCAUUUUUGUCUCGGCUGGUAGCACCAUAAUUAUCACUCAAUUAUCUUGAACAUCGAGUAUUUUGUUUAAUCUUUUUUUCUUGUUUCUAUUUUCUAUAGCAAAAGUUUAAUUAAUAUAUAUGUCCAAUUUUCUAGUAUUGAAACAAA